UGAUUACCAUGAGGAGGAGUGGAGGUAGGAUGCUAAUCAUAGUUAAUAUUAUCUUAGUGUUUGCUGUCAUGCUUCAUGAUUUGUAUCGAAGAGUAAUUGAGAAAACAUUGAAAAAAAAACCACUAUAGUGAAUCUAAGUAAUUUUUUUCCUCGAUCUGAUUAUAUUGUUAGUAAAUGAAGUAAAUGAUGUUGUGCCGAGGAGAGGAGUAUUAGGCUAGUAGGUUAUGUGAAAGAAAAGGGAGAAAGAAAUUCUGCGUAGCUCCCAAAGCUAAGCAAGAAAAGAGGAGUUUCUUAAAACCAGUCCCUCAGAAUGAAAGAUAACAACAGCACUGUGCUCACUUUAAUGAUAUGUUUAAAGUGGUUGUUAGCUUUUCUUUCGUAAUACUUGCUCAACCAAACAUUAAGGAAAGGAACCAAUAAAACGAUAUGGGUUUAGCGACCAUUGAACAAGACAUCACAUGUUUAUUGUUCUGAAGAAUGUUGGCAGACCAAACUGUUUCCGCAGGUGUCCUGGGAGUUCUAAAGCACUUACAUUAUAUUCAAUAGAAUGGGUUCAAGAAUCAAAACAGAACAUGGUCUCUACAAACCAAGCAACAAGGAGUAUGUUUAAGGAGGACGUUUCCCAGAGGCCCCGGUAAAGCAUAUCUUGUCCAUUUCCCUGUGUAGUGGUCCCCUCUGGCAGAGGAUUGCUUUCGACUUGCAGACACUUUCACUGCUCAAUGGCAUAACCAAACACUGGGUGAGAGAGUACAGACACUAGCCCACAGGAGAAAAUCAUCCCUUUCUUACAGCACACUCCCUCUCCCCCAAAAUCCUCCCCUGUCUCCCAGGCCUUUUAUCCCUCUCAGAGAGCCCCUCCCUGGGGUCAUGCCUAUCCUACUCAAUGCCGACGCCUCCUUCAGCUCCAAGCAGGAGCUGCUGGACCUCCAGGACAGCCCCAUGGGCCCCUCCCUAGAGACACCCAGCCCUGUGGACUCUCAGAAGGACAGCCCCAUGGGCCCCUCCCUAGAGACACCCAGCCCUGUGGACUCUCAGAAGGACAGCCCAGUGGGUUCAGGCCCCGGCAGCCACAUCAUCCUCACCAGGGCUGCUACCCCACUGCCUGGACAGCUUUACAUGGGCGAAGCGCCCGCGGAGACCCCACUGGGCCUCACAUUCAUCCCCACAGACUCAGCAGGGAUGUGUGGCUGGGGGGCUCUGACACCCCGAGUCAUCCAGACCUUCAACACCCCUCGCUGGGUACUGUUCUUCCUGUGUGUGGCCUCCUUCCUCCAGGGCAUGAUCAUCAACGGCUUCAUCAACACCGUGGUGACCUCAAUAGAGAGGCGCUUUGACCUGCGCAGCUACCAGACCGGGCUCAUCGCCAGCUCUUACGACAUCGCUGCCUGUGUGUGCCUGGCCUUCGUCAGUUACUUUGGUGGGACGGGGCACAAGCCUCGCUGGCUGGGCAGUGGGGUGCUGGUCAUGGCGCUAGGAUCUCUUGUGUUCGCCCUGCCUCACUUCACCACUCCCCCGUACCAGGUAAGCAUGCCCGAGCGGACAGGGGUGUGCACGGGGAACCGUACCAGCCCGUGCCAUGAGAGGGAGGGCGGGGGCCUGUCCAGCUACCGCUUUGUCUUCAUGCUGGGCCAGUUCUUGCAUGGGGUGGGAGCCACGCCCCUCUACACUCUGGGCGUCACCUACCUGGACGAGAACGUCAAGUCCAGUUACGCUCCGGUGUACAUCGGGAUCUUCUAUACAGCAGCCAUCGUGGGUCCAGCAGCAGGGUACCUUCUAGGAGGAUACUUCCUCAACAUCUACACAGAGAUCCACAUGAUGACGGAGCUGACUCCAGAGAACCCUCUGUGGGUGGGGGCCUGGUGGAUUGGCUUCCUGGCAGGAGGCGCAGCAGCGCUGGUCGUCGCCCUGCCCAUCCUGGGUUACCCACGCCAACUACCAGGCUCUCAGAAGUAUGUGGCCAUGCGUGUAUCUGAGGCCCACCAGCUGAAAGAUGGCAGUCAGGCCAGUGCAUCAGACCCUCAGUUUGGGAAGUCAGUGAAAGACAUGCCUAGGUCAGUGUUGCUCCUGCUGAAGAACCCUCCCUUCCUCUUCCUGUGUCUGGCGGGGGCCACAGAGGCCACCCUCAUCGCUGGCAUGUCCACCUUCGGCCCCAAGUUCCUGGAGUCUCAGUUCAGCCUGAGUGCGUCUGAGGCAGCUACCUGGUUUGGCUACAUGGUGGUACCCGCGGGUGGAGGGGGCACUUUCCUGGGCGGCUACAUUGUGAAGAAGCUGAACCUCCGUUGCCGUGGCAUCGUUAGGUUCUGCAUGGUGUGUGCCGUCAUCAGUCUUCUUGCCAUCUUCAUCUUCCUCAUCCACUGUCCCAACGUCCCCAUGGCCGGGGUGACUUCCCCCUACCGCACCAACCUGCCACCGGGUCAUCAGUACAAUGAACAGUAUGAGCCAGCCCACAACCUCCGCAACAGCUCUUGGUUGGGGGACAACCUGAUGGUGAGAUGUAAUGCAGACUGUCACUGUUUACGAGAGCUCUAUAACCCAGUCUGUGGAGCCGACGGUGUGAUGUAUUACUCCCCUUGCCAUGCAGGCUGCAGCACAAUCAACCACACAGAGGUCUCCACAGGUAGACAGGUGUACUCGGGCUGCACCUGUGUGGUGGGGGGGAACGUCACGUCUGGGCAGGAGGGUCUGGCUCUGGAUGGGAAGUGCACCAGCUCCUGUAGUCACAUGCCAGCCUUCCUCACCUUCCUCUUCAUCGUCAUCUUCUUCACCUUCCUGUGUAGUAUCCCCGCCCUCACUGCUACCCUCAGGUGUGUCCCAGACAGCCAGAGGUCCUUUGGACUGGGUAUCCAGUGGAUCGUGGUGAGAAGUCUAGGUGGGAUCCCAGGCCCGAUAGCAUUUGGCUCUGUGAUCGACAUCUCAUGCCUGCUGUGGCAGGACCAGUGUGGAGAGCAGGGCUCCUGCUACCUCUACCAGAACUCUGCCAUGAGCCGCUACACCCUUAUCGCUGGCAUCAUCUACAAGGUUCUCGGCACGCUGUUCUUCCUGCUGGCCAGUGUUCUGUACAAGCCCCCUCCAGAGUCGCCCCAGAGCAGCUGUGAGAGCACCGACCACGGGGCUGGGGACAGCGGGGGAGAGACCGGGGACCUCUCCAUCAAGGACCUUCCGCCAAAAAUCAUCACCAAUGUACACGCCAGGUUAUGAUGACUUCAGACCCCACCCACAUCUCACCGCGCGCGUGUGUGUGUGUUGGUGUGUGUCGUGUCACUGCUUCCUCAAUCACUGCCAACCCGUGCCCGUCUCAUGGCCACUCCCAUCACACAGACACAUCACCCCAGGGCAAGGCAUGUCUGAUCCACCUACUGAGCCCAACUUCAUCCCAUGGGCUUGCCCUCCAUCGCCUCCCUGCCAGCCCACUGAACUUGGGGUUUGUGUGAUGUGAUGAGACUUAGACCAAGGUCACAGAUAGGGUCAAAGGUUAUUCUGAGAAGUAAGAAAGUCUCCUGAUGGCUUUUGGGAUUUAAACCACUGAAAAGACCCACUUUAAGGGAUCUAGUAAAUCUGGAUCAAGGAAACGUUACAGAUUGCACGAUAGAAAUGAAAAGGUCAUUUCUGAUUGAGACGACAUAUUGCAGAGUUUACCGUGAAUGCAGUCCCCGCUAACACGGGAACAUUGCCUUUAAAUUUCAAUCACGCUGUAACAAUAAACUUCUAUGAUACAGAUUGAAAAGAAGCCUUAAAUGAGUAUGGUAUGGGACAUGGGACAGUAUCUAUAGUAUGAGACAGUAUUUAUAGUAUUGGACAGUAUCUAUAGUAUGGGACAUGGGACAGUA
Salmo salar (Atlantic salmon) is the source of this 3827-nucleotide messenger RNA. NCBI's taxonomy places the organism in Eukaryota, Metazoa, Chordata, Actinopteri, Salmoniformes, Salmonidae. The record is from RefSeq and is a predicted model, not a curated record.